Messenger RNA from Parnassius mnemosyne (clouded apollo), 429 nucleotides. The record is from the annotation of a GenBank genome assembly. NCBI's taxonomy places the organism in Eukaryota, Metazoa, Arthropoda, Insecta, Lepidoptera, Papilionidae.
AUGGUAUUAGUGAUGAUUGGAGAAUCGGUGGCUAAAGAAAUAAAAAAUGUUCCUCUUUCAAACAAUACGAUUAGCCGCCGUAUUCAUGACAUGGCACAAGAUAUUAAUGAGCAAAUUGUUGAGAAACUUUCAGGCUUAUUUGCCAUUCAACUUGAUGAAGCGACGGAUAGUAGUGACGAUGCUCCAUUGAUAUGUUACGUGCGGUACAUACAAGAAACAAAUGUGUGUGAGGAAUUUUUAUUUUGCAGAAAAAUAUGUGAAAGUGGUAAGGCUACUGAUCUAUUUGAGAUCUUAAAUUCAUACAUGAUCGAAAGUAAUAUUAAAUGGGAGAACUGUGUGGAUGUGUGUACGGAUGGUGCUCGACCGAUGUCUGGACAGUAUGGAGGACUACAAGCUCUCAUCAAAACCAAGGCUCCAAAUGUAAAAUAG